Molecule: messenger RNA, 675 nt
Organism: Penaeus vannamei (Pacific white shrimp)
Lineage: Eukaryota; Metazoa; Arthropoda; Malacostraca; Decapoda; Penaeidae
Product: craniofacial development protein 2-like
Biological process (GO): chromatin remodeling
Cellular component (GO): nucleus
Molecular function (GO): catalytic activity
Source: RefSeq, a predicted model, not a curated record
AUGGCAUUGGUAAUAAUAUUGAAGAAAUUAGGAGGCGUGGGAUUCAUCGUACAUUGUAAGAUUUUGAACACGGUGAUGGAAUGUGAACCGAUUUCAAACAGAGUCAUACGGAUCAGAAUACGGGCAGCUCCACGAAACCUGUCAGUUAUACAAGUAUAUGCUCCAACUUCAGAUUGCAAUGAAGAUGAACUUGAAAUGUUCUACCAUCAGCUUGAAGCAACAAUGAAAAACAUCCCCAAGAAGGAUAUCUUCAUCGUGAUGGGAGAUUGGAAUGCUAAGAUAGGAUCAGAUGCACAUGCAGAAAGGCCUGGAACGGCUGGAAAGUUUGGACUAGGAUGCACAAACGAGAGAGGCCUAAGGUUGCUGGAGUUUGCGAAGUUACAUAACAUGGUUAUUGUCAACACUAAGUACAAACAUAAGAUAUCAAGAAGAGUGACAUGGGUUGCUCCAGAUGGCAUCACUAAGAACCAGAUUGACUACAUCCUGGUUGAAAAGAAAUGGUCUAGUAGCAUAAACGGUCACAAAACAAGAUAUUUCCCAGGAGCUGAUGUGGGCAGUGACCACAAUCUUGUUAUGGCAACAAUGAAGUUGAAAUCAAAGAAAAUACGACCCCCAUAUUCGAGGAUAAAAUAUGACACCAGCCAACUGAGAAAUGCAGACACUGGAAACCUUUAA